AUGGAUGCAGAAAAGACAAGAGCCGAGGUGAACCCGGACUUGAUGGGUGAACGGCUGAAAUGCAAUUUCAACAUCGAAGAGGUCACGUACAUAAUCGACGGGGGCAGAGAUAAAACUCUGCAGCGUAAACAAGAUAGCGGAGCUUCAGAAGACUCUGUACCAGAAGAGUGUUUGAACCUGAAAGAGCGGUACGAGAACGCUGUCAGAAAAUCAUGCGUGUAUGCCAACAUCGUUAAGAAUGAACUGCUCGAAAUUACUGGAUUGGAAGCACUCGGGACACCUGUGCUACGGCGCACCGCGGACGCUUUCUUCAAGGAAGUGUCCCCUUUCAUGCUGCACCUGGGCAUGUUUGUACCGACCAUCAUCGGUCAAUGCACUCCAGAGCAGCAGGCCAAGUGGCUGCCCCGGGCGCUCGAGAUGCAAAUCAUCGGAGCAUAUGCUCAGACCGAGCUGGGUCAUGGCACAUUUAUCCGUGGCCUAGAGACAACCGCCAUCUAUGAUGCGGACACUGAAGAGUUUGUGCUUCACAGCCCCACGUUGACUUCCUCUAAAUGGUGGGCAGGGGGGUUGGGCAACACCGCUAACCACUGCAUCGUGGUGGCCCAACUGUACACAAAGGGCCAAUGCCAGGGAACCCACCCGUUCAUAGUUCCGAUACGCGAUCUGGACACCCACGAGCCCUUUCCCGGGGUUAAGGUUGGCGAUGUUGGGCUCAGGAUGGGCUUCAACACCGCUGACAACGGCUUCCUCCGCUUCGAUAACUACAGGAUACCGAGGGAGAACUUGAUGAUGAAGAACGCCAAGGUGUUGAAGGACGGCACUUACGUCAAAGUGGCCCGCCAUGGUAAACUCACGUACGGAACCAUGGUUUUCGUGCGAGUAACCCUGGUGAGGGAGGCUGCCUUCAACUUGGCUAAAGCUGUCACCAUUGCAGUGAGGUAUUCUGCCGUUAGGAGGCAGUCGCAGCCCAAGCCGGAUGAACCGGAGCCACAGAUAAUCGACUACCCCACGCAGCAGCACAAGCUGUUCAUCUGCAUAGCGACAGCCCACGCUUUAGAGCUCACCGGGGCCUGGUUAUGGCGCACUUUCGAAGCGGUGCUGGCUGAUAUGAGGGGUGGGAACACGGAUUCCUUGCCCGAGCUGCACGCUCUGUCGAGUUGCCUGAAAGCGAUAAGCACUUCGGACUCCGCUGCGUACAUCGAGCAGUGCCGCUUCGCGUGCGGUGGGCACGGGUACAUGCUGUCCUCGAACCUACCUUUGUUGUACUCGUUCGUGACGGCCACCAGGACCUACGAGGGUGACUACACGGUGCUGCUGCUGCAGACGGCCAGGUUCUUAGUGAAAGCUUGGGAGCAAAUGGAGUCUGGCAAUCCUUUAACACCGACCUUGGCUUACCUGGCACUUGGCGGCGCCAAACAGAAAGUGCCGUGGAGUGCCACGGCUGAAGGAAUCAUACGCUCAUUGCAAGCCGUCGCUGCUGGUAAAAUAUCAUCGUGCAGUGAUAACAUCAAGCAUCUCAUGAAAACGGGCAUGUGUUUCGAGGACGCUUGGCAGCGGACAACCGUGCGGCUGGUGAGAGCGGCCGAGUGCCACUGCCGUGCGGUUAUUUGCCAUACGUACUGGAGCGAAGUGAAGCUACUGACGGCUUCGUGUAGCGAAAACGUCAGAAUCGUGAUGGAGCAACUAGUUCAUUUGUACCUCGUCUUUUGGGCGCUGGAGAUGACGGGCGACCCUCUUGAGGUAUACCACAUGGGUCUCGUCGACGCAUUCGACUUAAGGGACGAGAUAUUGCAAUCCACUUUGGGCGCCUACGACGGUCGCGUAUACGAGCGAUUAAUGGCGGAAGCCUUGAAGAGUCCUCUUAACGACGCGCCGGUCCAAGCGAGCUUCCACAAAUACAUAAAGCCCUUGGCUAAAGCGAAGUUG
Iphiclides podalirius (scarce swallowtail) is the source of this 1926-nucleotide messenger RNA. Lineage: Eukaryota; Metazoa; Arthropoda; Insecta; Lepidoptera; Papilionidae. The record is from the annotation of a GenBank genome assembly.